UUCCUGCCAUCCUCCACUUAACUUGACUGGGUAUCCUUUGCACUCACAUCAUUGUGCCUGGGUUUGAGAAAGAAGUGCGUUCAAAACUCAUGGAGAGUCACUGAGGUUCAUCAAGUCAUAAAACCAGCAGACUGAAAUGGAAACAGACAACAUCCACAAGGGGGAGUCGCAAAACGGCUCUUCCGGCUACACCCAAAACUCCAAAAAGGCCGCUGUGCUUCAUAAAGAUGUUGGUCUGCUGAGUGGUAUUUGUUUAAUUGUGGGGACCAUGAUUGGCUCAGGCAUCUUCAUCUCUCCAAAGUCUGUUCUGCUCUACUCAGGGGCUGUGGGACCAUGCCUUAUUAUCUGGACUGCCUGUGGAGUGUUAGCCACUCUUGGGGCCCUGUGCUAUGCUGAACUGGGCACCAUGAUCACCAAAUCAGGGGCAGAGUACUCCUAUUUGAUGGAGGCCUUUGGCUCCCUUGUGGCCUUUAUUUACUCCUGGACAACAGUCAUGGUGCUGAAGCCCUCCUCUUUUGCUAUCAUCACGCUGAGUUUUGCCGAAUACGCCUCUGCUCCUUUCUACCCUGGCUGCACACCUCCUCUUUUGGUUACCAAAUGUCUGGCAGCAGCAGCUUUAUUCCUAAUCGUCGGUGUCAACUGUUUGAGUGUCAAACUUGCAAGCUAUGUGCAGAACUUCUUCACAGUAGCCAAACUUGUCAUCAUUGUGGUAAUAAUUGGAGCUGGCAUUGCUCUUUUGGCACAAGGAAAUACCGAAACUCUGUCAAAUACCUUUGAAGGCAAGCCGCCAUCUCUUGGAUCCAUUGGACUCGCAUUUUAUAAUGGGCUUUGGGCUUAUGAUGGAUGGAAUCAACUCAAUUUCGUCACUGAGGAGCUGAAAAACCCAUUCAGAAAUUUGCCACUGGCCAUCAUCAUUGGAAUCCCUUUGGUUACUGUGUGCUAUGUGUUGGUCAACAUUGCCUACUUCACCGCUAUGACCACAACCGAGCUGCUGUUGUCUCCAGCUGUUGCCGUGACGUUUGGAGACAGGGUCCUCUACCCUCUGUCUUGGAUUGUUCCAGUCUUUGUUGCCUUCUCAACAUUUGGCUCUGCCAACGGAAGCUGCUUCACUGCUGGCAGACUGGCCUAUGUAUCUGGCAGAGAAGGUCACAUGGUGAAAAUCUUGUCUUAUAUUAGUUUGAAGCGCUACACUCCCCUUCCUGCUCUCAUCUUCAAUGGUGUUUUGGCUUUUUUCUACAUUAUCCCAGCAGACAUCAACACCCUCAUUAACUACUUCAGCUUUGCUCAGUGGGCAUUCUAUGGUCUAACAGUCUUUGCUCUCAUUGUGAUGCGCUUCACCAGGAAGGAACUCCAUAGACCUGUGAAGGUGCCGAUCAUCAUAGCUGUCCUAAUGGUUUUGGUGUCUUGCUACCUGGUCUUGGCCCCCAUCAUUGAUAAGCCAGAACUUGAGUAUCUUUACUGUACCAUCUUCAUCAUCAGUGGACUUCUUUUUUACUAUCCAUUUGUUCAUUGGAAAGUCAAAUGGGCACGCAAGUUCAUGAGACCUAUCACUAUGCAUCUCCAGCUACUAAUGGAGGUGGUUCCACCAGAGAAAAUGGAAUGAAACGAAAUCCCCAGUGUGUGGAUCUGUGUGGAGUUUGCAUGUUCUC
Molecule: messenger RNA, 1649 nt
Organism: Menidia menidia (Atlantic silverside)
Lineage: Eukaryota; Metazoa; Chordata; Actinopteri; Atheriniformes; Atherinopsidae
Source: the annotation of a GenBank genome assembly